Rhododendron vialii is the source of this 2531-nucleotide messenger RNA. Its product is annotated as delta-1-pyrroline-5-carboxylate synthase-like. Gene Ontology annotation, cellular component: cytoplasm. Gene Ontology annotation, molecular function: glutamate-5-semialdehyde dehydrogenase (NADP+) activity; ATP binding; kinase activity. The transcript is spliced from 20 exons. Lineage: Eukaryota; Viridiplantae; Streptophyta; Magnoliopsida; Ericales; Ericaceae. Bases 153 to 2294 code for a protein of 713 amino acids. The record is from RefSeq and is a predicted model, not a curated record.
CCCCCAAAAAACAAAAAACAAAAAACAAAAAACAAAAGACCAAAAACCAGAAACGACGAAGAAGAAGAAGAAGCCAAAAAGUUUCGAGUUAACCUAUUAUACUCCGUCGCCCUGGGACUGGACCGAGUCGACCCAGCUCUGAAUCGGCCCCCAUGGAUCCUACUCGAGCCUUCGUCAAGAAUGUCAGGCGCGUCGUGAUCAAGGUAGGGACAGCUGUUGUUACAAGGGAUGAUGGAAGAUUGGCAGUCGGCAGAGUUGGUGCUAUUUUUGAGCAACUUGAAGGACUGAAUGCUCAAGGCUUUGAAAUCAUUUUAGUGACUUCAGGUGCUGUUGGAGCUGGCCGUCAGAGGCUCAAGUAUAGGAGAUUAGUCAACAGCAGUUUUGCUGAUCUCCAAAAACCACAAGUUGAACUUGACGGAAAGGCUUGUGCAGCUGUUGGACAGAAUGGUCUCAUGGCACUUUAUGACAAUUUGCUUAGCCAGCUGGAUAUAACAUCUUCCCAAAUUUUGGUGACGGAUAAUGAUUUCAAGUCUCGAGAUUUCAGAGUCCAGCUAUCUCAAACUGUGAAUUCAUUGUUAGCUCUCAGGAGCAUUCCUAUCUUCAAUGAAAAUGAUGCAAUAAGUACUAGGAGAGCUCCAUAUGCGGAUUCUUCUGGAAUAUUUUGGGAUAACGACAGUUUGGCAGGUCUAUUGGCUCUUGAACUGAAAGCUGAUCUUCUUGUUUUGCUGAGUGAUGUAGACGGUCUGUAUAGUGGCCCUCCAAGUGAUCCACGUUCGAAGCUAAUCAAUACAUACAUAAAAGAAAAACAUGAAGGAGCAAUUACCUUCGGAGAUAAGUCCAGGGUGGGAAGAGGGGGUAUGAAUGCUAAAGUAAAAGCUGCUCUUAACACCGCUUGCUCCGGUACUCCAGUUAUAAUUGCCAGUGGCUUUACUGCUGACAACAUCACCAAAGUACUAAAUGGAGAACGUGUUGGUACUCUCUUUCAUCAAGAUGCACAUUCGUGGCUUCCUCUAACUGAUGUUGGUUCACGCGAAAUGGCAGUUGCAGCACGCGAAUGUUCGAGAAAACUUCAGGGUCUAUCCUCCGAAGAUAGGGCAAAAAUUUUGUUUGAUAUAGCUGCUUCAUUGGAAGCAAAUGAAGGCUUAAUCAUGGUUGAAAACGAUCUUGAUGUUGCUGCUGCAGAGAGUGCUGGAUAUGACAGGUCAUUGAUAUCUCGUUUGGCUUUGACUCCUUGGAAGAUCUCCGGACUUGCAAAAUCUAUACGUACACUUGCGGAAAUGGACGAACCUGUUGGACAAGUUUUGAAGCGAACAGAGCUUGCAGAAGGACUGGUCUUAGAGAAGACGUCUUGUCCUUUGGGGGUACUAUUGGUUGUUUUUGAGUCUCGACCAGACGCACUGGCUCAGAUAGCUUCAUUAGCCAUUCGAAGUGGUAAUGGUCUCUUAUUGAAAGGAGGGAAGGAAGCAAUGCGCUCAAAUACCAUCUUGCACAAGGUAAUUACUUCAUCAAUCCCAGACACUGUUGGGGCAAAACUUAUUGGACUCGUGACUUCAAGAGAAGAAAUUUCUGAUUUGCUCAAGCUUGACGAUGUGAUAGACCUCGUAAUACCAAGAGGCAGUAACAGACUUGUUUCCGAAAUAAAGAAUUCGACAAAAAUUCCGGUACUUGGUCAUGCAGAUGGAAUAUGCCAUAUUUAUGUUGACAAGUCGGCUAAUAUGGAUAUGGCGAAGCGCAUUGUCUUGGAUGCAAAGAUAGAUUAUCCAGCAGCCUGCAAUGCAAUGGAAACACUUCUUGUGCACCAUGAUUUGUCAACUAAUGGUGAACUUCAGAAGCUUGUUGACGAACUUCAACUUGAAGGUGUUACCCUUUAUGGUGGACCAAAAGCCAGUUCCUUAUUAGAGAUUGAAGAGGCACCAUCGUUUCACCAUGAGUACAGUUCGAGGGCUUGCACAGUCGAAAUUGUCAGCGACGUGGGUGCUGCCAUUGCUCACAUACAUAAAAAUGGAAGUGCGCAUACCGAUUGUAUUGUUGCAGACGACAGUGAAGUUGCUGAAGUUUUCCUACAUAAUGUGGACAGCGCUGCAGUUUUUCAUAAUGCAAGUACUCGAUUUUGUGAUGGAGCCCGUUUUGGGCUAGGCGCCGAGGUUGGGAUAAGUACGAGCAGGAUUCAUGCACGAGGUCCAGUAGGAGUUGAAGGGUUGUUAACAACACGAUGGAUUCUAAGAGGUAGCGGCCAAGUUGUCGACGGUGAUAAAGGGGUCAUAUACACCCACAAGGACAUCAGCCUCGAGUGAUGUUACUGCAGCAAGAGUUCACGCUCGUGACAGCGUUCUCAUUUUGUGUCCAUUGUGGUGUCUCAGCCUGUUGGUUUCUUUUGACCUCAUGAUGUCUCUUUUUACUCACCAUGCCAACAAAUGAUGGCCAGGGCAGUUUUUUUGGAGCCUUUGAAAGAGUUGGCUGUGGCAGAAAUAAAGACAGCUUUGAUGUGAUUCUUGCUCAUUUAUUCAGGGGAACGUCAAUUUUACGCUCUC